AUGGGACAUUACUCAACUCAAUGUAGAGUAAAGAAUAACGAGGUAUCACACCUUACCCACGCAUACAAUGUCGAACCAACAUUUCUUAUGGAAAUCUCAGAGGAGAUUCCGCCAAUCAAUGUUGUCAUGCUGAAUGAAAUGAAGCUGACUCCAGUAAUGUUAGAAGCUAAGAACGAUGAGACAUCAAAAGAUGCUUGGUUCUUGGACAACGGCGAUAGCAAUCACAUGACUGGCGAUAAAGAAAAGUUCUUUGUACUAGACGAGGUAGUCACUAGAAAGGUGAAGUUCGGAGAUGGUUCCACGAUACAAAUUUGUGGAAAAGGUUUUAUCAUGUUCGAAUGCAAAAAUGGUGACCAGUGGCUUCUCGAGGGAGUUUUUUUCAUUCCUUCUUUAACAAGUUAUCUAGUGAGUCUCAGGCAACUUACCGAGACAGGUCACAGGGUGGUGAUGGACAAAGAAGAGCUUAAAGUCUUCGCUAAAAAUCAUUCAUGCCUUAUCAUGAAAGUGAGACGAACUCAUAAUCGACUAUAUUUAAUUUUCUUGAAAUUAGCAAAAUCGGUUUGCCUUUUAGCUAAUCUUGAAGAUCUAGCAUGGUUAUGGCAUGCUCGUCUCGGUCAUGUUAACUUCAAGCACUAA
Molecule: messenger RNA, 636 nt
Organism: Impatiens glandulifera
Lineage: Eukaryota; Viridiplantae; Streptophyta; Magnoliopsida; Ericales; Balsaminaceae
Exons: 1
Coding region: 1-636 (211 amino acids)
Source: RefSeq, a predicted model, not a curated record